Molecule: messenger RNA, 1298 nt
Organism: Thunnus maccoyii (southern bluefin tuna)
Lineage: Eukaryota; Metazoa; Chordata; Actinopteri; Scombriformes; Scombridae
Product: transmembrane protein 138-like
Exons: 4
Coding region: 196-585 (129 amino acids)
Cellular component (GO): cilium
Source: RefSeq, a predicted model, not a curated record
AGCCUGCUCUCCUUCGAUCUGUUUGUCAACUCCUUCAGCGAGCUGCUGAGGAACGAGCCAGCUGUCCAGCUGGUACUUUUCAUGUAAGCAAGAGCUUCUCAAUAUUUUUGCAACCGAACAUUGUCUUUGGCACAAGGGGAAAACCGUUUGGGCCAAAAAUAGUACACUUUAGUUGUCUGUACUGAGUCAUUUGGGAUGAAAUCAAACAGCAUUAUCCUCAGACAAAUCCAGGACAUUGCCAUCCUGUUUAACCUGAUCAUCAUUCUGUUGAUGCUGUUUAACACCUUCGUGUUCCAGGUCGGCCUGGUCGCCAUAUUGUUGGAGCGAUUUAGAUCUCUGCUAAUGCUCUCUGCUCUCUAUUUGACCUUCAGUAUCAUACUCCACUCCUGGCUUAUGAAUCUGCGCUGGCUGAAUACCAACAGAUUUAUUUGGACAGAUGGCCUUCAGGUGCUGUUUGUCUUCCAAAGAACUGCUUCUGUGUUGUACUACUACUUCUACAAGAGGACCUCAGAGUAUCUGGGUGACCCUCGCCUCUAUGAGGAUUCACCGUGGCUGCGAGAGGUCUUUGCUCAAGUCAGACAGUGAUCUCACUGAAAGAAGGUCCAGAAACAGAGCACGUGAUGCUACAGAGGCCAGAACUACUGUGGGAUUGGCACAAUAGAAACCACCCAAAUGGAAAGCAGAUCUGUUUGACGUACAGAUUUCAAAAUAUAUACUGUACAAUUGGUAUAAUGGGUAAAAAUUGGCCUCUUUGUAAAGUUUGGUAAAUACAUUACAAUUUAAGGGUGCUUGCAAUUUAUUUGAAGUGCAUAAUCCCACAGCACUAAUUUCUUCAUUCAAAUUCAUCAUGAAUGCAUUGCUGACGUAUUUGUAUAAGAAGUAUAUUUAGGCCUAAAAUGCAUUUAUUUUAUGUCAUUAUAAAUCUCUUUAACAGGAAUUGUGGCCAAAAAACAAUAUUACUUAAAAUACAUAAAAUUUCCUUUCCAUGCGGGGAGGAUUGUGCCAAAAUCUGGUAAGAUGUUUAUAAUGACAAGGCCGAAGCGUCUCAUCAGGCUUGUUUUUGCUGUUUGGAUGGUACAGAGGACUGUUAUUAUGAAGGUUUGAAGGUCUCAGUUGGGACAUGAGAGAGGAGAUAAUGAUUUUUUUUGUAAUCUGUUGAUACCACAGUCACCACAUGCCCUUUUUUCUUUUCUUGUGUUAAUGCUGUACAUUUUUAAAGGCUACAUUGCAGUUGUUUUGUAUAUAUUUAGACUAUCUGGGUUGCUCUGAGUUUAUUUGUAAUGUUGAUAUUGAACAGA